This is a messenger RNA of Megalobrama amblycephala (Wuchang bream), 2307 nucleotides long. Its product is annotated as trace amine-associated receptor 13c-like. The coding region runs from base 332 to 1318 and encodes 328 amino acids. Gene Ontology annotation, biological process: G protein-coupled receptor signaling pathway. Gene Ontology annotation, molecular function: trace-amine receptor activity. Gene Ontology annotation, cellular component: membrane. The transcript has a single exon. The record is from RefSeq and is a predicted model, not a curated record. NCBI's taxonomy places the organism in Eukaryota, Metazoa, Chordata, Actinopteri, Cypriniformes, Xenocyprididae.
CUGUGACUUCAUAUGGAUGUAUUGUAUGUUAGUGACUGGCACAAACUGGGCACAGAGUCAGGGGCUAUCAGCUGCAGUCUAUUGGUAUAUCUAUUGAUGUGAACAGAACCCAUCUCUAUAGGGGCUCACAUCAACAAUCUGCAUCACAGUUUUUGUUAUUCAUUUUUGUAUUCUGUGCAAUAUGCAAACUCAUUUUACUAUUGGAAGAAAAUAAUUGUUAUUAGACAGCAUCAGAGUGGGCGGUAGUUGGGUUGGUCAAUCUGAUCCAGACACUGUAUAAAUGAAAGGACAGUAAGGAGAGCAGAACAAACUCCUAAGAGGAGACUCACUCAUGGCCUAUGAGACAGAGAAACAUGAGACUCAAUACUGCUUUCCUGCCAUCAACUCAUCAUGUAUCAAGGGAAAACGCUCCAGACAUGAAUACAAUAUCAUGUAUGUGUUUUUUUCAUUGCUGUCAGCAUGGACUGUGUUUGUGAACCUGCUGGUGAUCAUCUCCAUCUCUCACUUCAAGAAGCUUCACACUCCAACAAACCUGAUUAUUCUCUCUCUGGCUGUGGCCGACCUGCUUGUUGGACUUAUUGUGAUGCCUGCGGAUGCCAUCAAGUUGAUUGAGACAUGUUGGUACUUUGGAGACACUUUGUGUGACCUGUUUUUGAUAAUCAUGGCUCUGCUCCUCUCAACAGCUAUUUGUAAUUUAGUUUUAAUUGCUGUUGAUCGUUAUGUGGCUGUGUGUCACCCUUUACUGUACCCACAGAAAAUAACCACAACUAGAACCUUAAUAAUCAUCUGUCUCUGCUGGUUUUUCUCCUUUGCCUACAAUCUUGCCUAUCUGAUUAAUGGCAGAUACUUUGAAAGUUCACAAAGAACAGGCUCAUGCUAUGGAAAGUGCUAUUUAAUAACAGAUUUUUCAUGGAUAGUUGUUGACCUGUUCUUUUCUUUCUUGUUUCCUUUGACUGUGAUCAUAACUUUAUAUUUGAGGAUAUUUUAUGUUGCACAUCAGCAAGUGAAAGUUAUAAACUCUCUGAUGAAGAGUGGUAAAUGUGUAAAGGAAGGUUCAUUGAGGAGGAAAUCUGAGAGCAAAGCUGCUCUGACAUUAGGAAUCAUUGUGACAGCUUAUCUGCUAUGCUAUAUUCCAUACUAUAUCUUGUCUUUAACAAGUAGUACAAUAAUCUCUUCUGCUACAAUGAACUUUCUACUAUGGACUAUAUAUGCUAACUCAAGCCUGAAUCCUGUUGUCUAUGCUUUAUUUUACCCUUGGUUUAAAAUAUCAGUUAAACACAUCUUAACUCUUAAAAUGUGCCAGCAUCCUCUCUCUUAGACAUAUUUACAGAUUAUUCAUGAUUUUUGUAGAGCAGGAAUUAUUUAUUUAUUUAUUUAUUGUCUAUUUGACAAAGCAUAGACUAAUGUAUAGUACUUUUAUGCAUUUGUAAACUGAAUGUGAACAUAUGUGUCAUAAGCUCAUUAACAGGAAAAAAAAAUAAUUUAAAAACUAUUUUAAAUGAAGGUAAAUAAUUAUAUUUACCUUGCAAUUUGAAUCUGAUGUGCAUAUGUUAAAGCCAACAUUUAAGCCAACAUUUUUAGUGUUUAUUUGAUUUUGGAUUUAAUUUGUUUAAAUUCUUAUUCAUUCUUAAUCAUUCAUUCAUUCAUUCAUUUCUAGGUCUCAAAACAUAAACAGAUGGAAAAAACAAAAAAAACAAAAUACAGAAGAGACAAUGCCUUUUAAUUGCAGUAAUUAUCCAAUAGGAUACAACAAAUACUUUGAAGUGGACAUGACAUUAAACACUUCAUGGUGUCAGAGUAAUGUGAGCAAUAAAAAUACAUUUUGCUAAAAUCUUCAGUUGUGUAAAAUUGAAUAGAUGAUGAUUAAUUUCCCCCUGAAGCAACAGUUUUACUAAUGUACACAGAGCAUUUAAAGUUAUUCUGUUCUUGUAAUCAGCCGAAUGACCAUAGACAGGCCUUAUUGUUAAACCAUACUGUUUAAAUGCAAUAGAGAUUUUAAAUGUUCAUAUCCCAAUUCAGCCAGAAGAUGGAAACAAAUACUGCAAAACCAAGGCAUCAUUGUCUCUUCAUUGACAAAUUCUAAAGCUUCAUCACAUACAUCCUUCAUAGAGAAAGGAAUCCCAAAGUUAAUUGAGAAAGAGUUAAGAGGUGUUAAUAAUGUGGAUGAUUAACUUAUUUAAUUCAGUACUGAAAAAUAUCAAUACAAGAUGCAUUUCAUUUGUAUCAUGUGUAUUUUUAUUCUUAUUAAUGUAUCUUACUAUUAACUUGUACAGUAUAUUAACAUGCUAAAGUCAGAUUUUAUUGAAA